Messenger RNA from Drosophila biarmipes, 4649 nucleotides. RefSeq lists its product as uncharacterized. The record is from RefSeq and is a predicted model, not a curated record. NCBI's taxonomy places the organism in Eukaryota, Metazoa, Arthropoda, Insecta, Diptera, Drosophilidae. The transcript has 5 exons. The coding region runs from base 1 to 4002 and encodes 1333 amino acids.
AUGCCAUCUAAGAGGCAUCUAGAGAACAGAGGCCGCCGCCGCCGCAAUGCCGUUCAGCUCAAUGAUUUCUUGCGCGGCGAUGAAACAACCCCAUCUUCCAAUCAGUCGCAGGCCCGUACCAAUGAGUCCAACAAAAACGUUCAAAACGCAAGCUCCAUAGGCACUAUCCCUUUGAACGGCCCUAUCGAGAGCGAUGUGACUCCUGUUGUGACAACACAGCAGAGCGUGGAUCAGGAGAAGGCAUCUCCCCAAGGGCAGCAAAAAGCUUUAAAACCAACUGUGAACGUGUGGCUCUCGCCUGGAGAAAAGGCUCAGCCCGAAGCCAACUAUAACGUGGAUACAAAGGAGUAUCCGGGUUUGGGACAGCGCUCGAAGAGAUCGAAACAGCCGUCGCCGCCUGGGCCGAAUUCUGAUAAUGAUGACGCCAUCUUUGCGCCAAAUGUUGGUCAGCGUUUUCGAGGUCGUCGCGGUCGCGGAAUCGAACCACCAGUUCUGGCUAACUUCCUUCCGGAAGCAGUGCUUCCGACAGUGGUCGGCAACAAGCAGCAAACUGUGGCCAAGUGGCUGGCUUCAGUGCAUCCUGGCUACAACGACCUGACACGCAACUCUACUCCAUGCAAGAUCAGUUUGCUGAAAAGGGAUUCUGCCCCACAGCACGAGCGCAAUGCAGGCCAGUCCCCUCAGAAGGAGAAUAAAAGUACUGCCAAAAACAUUCAGCAGAAUACUCCGGGUAACGCCUCACAGCAAAAGAAAGCUACUGGUACUGCCAAUCAGCAGCAGCCACAACAGCAGGGAAGCGGUUCGGCUAGUCCUUCAUUGCAGCAACAGAAGAGUCCAAUAAAUUCUGUUUGGCAGCAGCAGGGAAGCUCGGGAAGUGCUCGCCAGCAGCGGCAGAAAUGUCAAGGGAAUUCUGCCCAACAGCAGCAGAGGAAGCCCGCUGGUAAUCCAGUUCAGCAACAGCAGAAGAGUCCUGGGACCACUGUGGGCCCAACCAAGCAGCAGCAGCAGAAGACCCCCGACAAUCCCUUACAGGAGCAAGAGAGAACUCCGCCGAAACUGCAGCCAAAGUCCACUGCUAAUCCAUUUAAGCAACAUCAGAAAAAUUCUGGCAAUCCUUUUCAGCAACAACCAAAGUCUGCAGCCCAGAAGAGUCCUGAAAGGGCUUUGCAGCAUCAGCAGAAAGGUCCUGGAGGCUGUUCCCAGCAGCAACAUCAGAGGAGCCCUGUCAGGCAACAGCAGCAGCAGCAUCCGAAGAGAUCCGGCCAUCCCUUCCGCCAGCAACCAAAGAGUCCUGAAAAGACACCACGUGAUGACGAAAACGUUGAUUCGAUGCCAGACCACGAUUUCACCGAUCAACGCAGCCAGCCGCCGACUCAGACUUCAUUUGCGGGUAACAACAGCGCCGACGAUGAGGAUGACGACAUAGUGCCGCCGACACCAACCUGUCAAAGCCACAGAGUCAUGUCGUGGAGAUUUCCUCGCAGCAACAAUACCGUGCGGCUAGUGCGAAGCCUUCAGUCGCUGAGCCAACAGUUCAUGCAGUCCUCGCCGGAGGAGUCGCAGAAGGAGCAGGCGGUGCCGCGCCAGCUGCAGACAUAUGUGCAGCGGCAAAUAAGCCCGCACCAGGUCAAGCGCCUGCCAGCGAACCAGCCAAUCCGGCACAUCCGACAGUUGGCCAUGCGCAGCGCGUUGAACUCCAACGCUCAGGAGUUCCGGCCCAGGGAGCACCGCGUGGCCAGCGGAUCGAAUCAGCAGUCGCAAGUGGCCUUGGGGCUGCCGGAGGAAGAAGAAGAGGAGGAGGAUGAAGAUGAAGAUGUACCAAUGCAACCCUCGUCCCGCCCGACCAGAUUGAGCGCCUCUUCGCGACACCAGAGACGUCGCCGUCGCCAGCGAUUUCUGCGCACCCUAAAGAAUGCCACGAAUCUGCUGCCCACGAGCACCCCGAGUGUUGGCCUGUUGUCGCCACCCAUGAUGCAGCCCAGCUGCACCUGCAGUACACCGCCCUUGUCCCAAGUGCACCGUUACGCUCCUGCAAGUGCCCCGCAACCCCUUGCGCAACAACUGCCCCAAUCCGUCUUGCAACCCUAUUCGCAACCCCUAUCGCAGCCACCCGUACUGCAAUCCCUGCCGCAAGCCAUACCACAACUCCAAGUCCAGCCGCCAUUGCAACUGCUGCCCCAUACCCAAAUUCAAGUGCAGCCACCAGCCAACAUUCCAGUCCAGGUCAUGAUACCACCAGAGACUAUCAAACUGAGUGCCGGCAGCAAUCCGCCGCCCGUGAUCUUCUACAACCCACAGUCGGGGAAUGUUUGGAGCAACCCGACACCACAUAUUCCCAUCGAGAUACAGAGCAGCCUUGCCAGCCAGUCGGUUUUUCGGCUUGCCAGCCUCCCUUGCACUGGUGUGGGCACCCCCAAUACGGGUUCCUUUACGGAAUGGUCGCCCCCCAGCCAGCUCCUCCACAGCCCGAGCUGCCUCCCGUCCAGUAUUUCCGGCCCGAGCCAGUUGCAGUUCUCCCAUACGCUCAGUUCGCCCCCACCGGUGGAGGAGCAGCAGCGGCAGGAGGAUCCGCUGGAGUCAAGUACCUAUCAGGACGAGGACCUAUUGUUCAGCAGGCCCCUGUUGGAUAUGGACCGCGAGGAUACCCAGCCGGAGGAGGGGGAGGAGUUGGGGUUGGGGGAGUACGGGGAGUGCCAGGGUCCCCGGGAGUGGGAAUGCGGAUCGGGGUGGCAGUCGGAGUCGGAGUUACAGGCCUCUCAUCCGCCGGUCGUCGACGAGCCUCACGGCGAUCCAGACGUCGUCGUCGCAAAGCACACAGGACCACCGCUCGAGCGUCACCAAAUAUUCCGUGCCCCACCGCAGCACGGUCAUAAUUAUCCCAAGCCAGAUUUGAACUGCGUGCCAUCCAGCAUCAAGAAGCUGUAUCACCUGAUUUCGUCCCAGUACUCCGACUACUCCUUUGUCUACGCGCUGAGUGCCCAGCUUAGCCAAGAGUGCGUGCCCAUGGACUGCUACGUUUACCUAAAGAUGGUGCUGCUGGCCAGCAUCGUUUCGAUAGAGACCGAGGAAGUGCGUGCUCCGGUUGCGCUGUGCAUCAUCGCCACCGACAGCCUAAUGGCGAAUCGCCUCAUGAACAAGGUGGGCCAACUGGCUCCGCGUUUCCUGGGCCCUCACGACUACGGACUGCACCCGACCUUCAGUGCCCUGCCCACGCGCUUCAACUGGGUGGUGGCCUGUCCCUUGCUGAUGGCCCAGCAGGGUGUUUACUACGUUGGAGACUGGACGCGUCUCACCAAGGACCAGGGGUGCCAGCUGGAGAAGUGCAUCGAAAACGGAGCCGUGCCUGUGCCGCAGUUGCAAGUCGAUCAGCCCUUGGAGGCAGCCGUCUGGACGCACUGGCAGCCGGAGAACUCCAGCAAUCAGGCCCUCGUCCUCUCCAAGCUGUGCCCAAUAUUCGGCCUGCCCAUCUAUAUGGGUGAUCAGGUCAGCGAGAGCCUCUGGAACUUGAUAAUCCACCAGCAUAGCGCAGAGGGACAAAAUACUGUUAACGAUGGCUUGAACAUUCACGAGGACGACUUGCGUAUGCUUAUCCACCUGCUGCAUCAGCGCAAGACCACCUUUAGCGAUGGGGCUCAGCAGAUGCUGCAGAAGUACUACGUGAUCUCCAGGAAGGAGCGACCAACUGUCUUCACCAGCAAGACGUACAUUGUGCUGAAGCAGUUUGCCGAAUCGUUUGCCAAAAUGGCCCUGCGCCUGGAGGUCCUAGAGUCCGACGUUUGUGUGGCGAUCUUCCACUGCGAGCACUUUGUGCAGAGUGUUUUCGGGACCAACGAGCACCUUGCUCCGCCGGCGGUGAUCAACUUCAGUGUGAUCGCGCGCAUCGAUCCGUACAUGAACGAGUUCGCACGCUGGCUGCUCCAGUAUCUGGAUCGCUACGAGGACGAGGAGCUAGGGAUGCAGCCGGCCAAGCGGCGACGCACCGAUAGCUGGGGCAUGCCCUAAGCAUUUUGGGAAAAUACCACACUCUUUAAUACUACUCUUAGAUUUAUGAUUAUAGCUUUCUGGAACAUUUUGAAUACGUUUUAUAGUUUUAUACAGAUGAAUUUACAACAUUUGUGUUUGUAAACAAAAACGGCCCUGGGCCCAAACAACGCUACCUCAAAUGUAUUCACUAUAUACGUAAAACGAACUGCCUGAAACGUUCUCAAGCAACGUCCAAAUUUGUAAACACCACUUUUGCACACAUUUUCACUUGAUUCAUUCGGUAUAUGUUUUGUGUAUAUCGCCUAGCGAUCGCGAAUAGCUCCUAAAGUUCUAUGCGCGAUAAUCAAAAGCCUUCGUUUGAAUAAUCUUGUAUCGCAUGUUAACCGCUGUUAAUCAUCCAUAAUAAUUUUGACAUCUUUCGGAAAACUCGAAAAAUUCUUCAAAAUUGGUUUCGGUUAAAAUAUGCAAAUUAAAUAUGUGCCAAGCGAAUACAUUCCUUUCCUUAAUAGUGCGUAACAAUGUGAUAAAGGAGAAUAUUUCUCUGGAUAAAUUAAAACCUGGGAUUAGCUUUAAUGCGAGCUGUGAAUAGUUGUUAAAGCUCUAAUAUAUGUAGAGGACAAUUUUUUUUUGGUAAAAAUAUUAAAUUAAAUGUGUGACCAAGAGAA